Eurytemora carolleeae is the source of this 771-nucleotide messenger RNA. RefSeq names its product cilia- and flagella-associated protein 58. The record is from RefSeq and is a predicted model, not a curated record. The coding region runs from base 28 to 771 and encodes 247 amino acids. Lineage: Eukaryota; Metazoa; Arthropoda; Copepoda; Calanoida; Temoridae. The transcript has 12 exons. Gene Ontology annotation, cellular component: cytoskeleton.
AGAGUGGAGGAAGAGAGAGAUAAAUAUAUGCGAGAAGGUAUAGACCUAACAGGACGAAUUGAUCUUCUCCUUGAUGAAAUCAGGAACUCAGAAACCCUUUUAAACAAUGCAAGGAAGCAAAUAUCUGAGAAAAAAUCUGAAUUAAAGAAAAAGGAAAAUCUUUAUUAUGCAGUUAGAACAGACAGGGCACACCUUACGCAAGCUGUUACAGAGGCACAGGAUGAGAUUGCCGACCUGAAGGAGAAGAUGAAGGUGUUGACCCAUCAGUUUGAUCAGAUGAAGGAGGAGAUCAUCGCCAAGGAACAAGAUUUGAUCAAGGAAGUAGAAGAUAAACAAAGAAUAUUAAAAGAGAAGGAUAAUUUGAUAAAGGACCUGGAGAAGCUAAGGUUAGAACUCAUCAGCUCAGGGAAAGAAAAACAGGAUCUUGGAAAGGAAAUGAAGAAAAUUCAAGGCAGUAACAAGAAGCUGGAGAUGGAGAAGAUGGCCCUGAAGGGGGAGAUGGAGAAACAGGUGUCCCACAAAGAACUUCUCAACAUAAAACUAGCAGACAAACAAAUAGAGAUUGAUACAUUAAAACGAUCUUGUUCUGUACAACAAAAGGUGCUGGAAAGAGGUGAGGCUAAAUAUGCAGAAAAGAUGGAGGAUAUAAGAAUACUUAAACUAGAAAUUAGAAGACUCAGGGACGAGUUGGAUUUACACUGUAAAGAUGGGGAGGGACUUCAACAGAUGAAAAAGGAACGACUCAUCAAGGACAGAGAACUCUGUGUAUAA